Messenger RNA from Morone saxatilis (striped sea-bass), 1329 nucleotides. RefSeq names its product drebrin-like protein A. Bases 202 to 1329 code for a protein of 375 amino acids. The transcript is spliced from 12 exons. The record is from RefSeq and is a predicted model, not a curated record. Gene Ontology annotation, cellular component: postsynaptic density; dendrite; plasma membrane. Gene Ontology annotation, biological process: positive regulation of axon extension; neuron projection morphogenesis; regulation of actin filament polymerization. NCBI's taxonomy places the organism in Eukaryota, Metazoa, Chordata, Actinopteri, Moronidae. Gene Ontology annotation, molecular function: actin filament binding.
UGCUCUGGAAAUCACAACAAAUCAGUCGCAGCCAUUCAGCUUCGAGGUUUUACUGAAAAACACUGGAAUUAAUCAAUCAGGUUUUGACCCGUCUGUGUUUUUCUGGGAAGCUGUCAGCGGCAGCCACAUCUCCUGAGGCUCUGUUUGAUCUGUGCUGGAUUACGGGCAGCCUGUGUGAAUGAGGAAACCUGGAGAGGAAUAAUGGCAGCGAAUCUGAGUAAGAACGGUCGGGAACUUAUGGCCGCUUAUAAAGAAGUGGUGGACGGGAAGUCAGAUACAAACUGGGCUCUGUUUACUUACGAAGGCAACAGUAACGACAUUCGUCUGGCAGAAAAAGGAGAUGGUGGAUUAGAGCAGAUGGUGGAGGAGCUGAGCAGCGGGAAGGUGAUGUACGCUUUCUGUCGCGUCCAGGACCCGAACUCUGGUCUGCCCAAAUAUGUCCUCAUAAACUGGACAGGUGAAGGUGUGAAGGACUCUCGAAAAGGUUUAUAUGCCAACCAUGUGAGCUCGAUGGCCAACUUCCUGAAGGGAGCCCAUGUGACUGUAAAUGCUCGGGGAGAGGACGACGUGGAACCAGACACCAUCUUGGAGAAAGUGGCCAAAGCGUCUGGAGCCAACUUUAAUUUCCACAAACAAACUCAGGAAUACAGAGACGCACCCCGAGGACCCGUGAACCAGCAGGAAAACGGAAACAAGAAGACGGGAAUCAACUUCGCAGCAUCAGUGCAGAAAGCGAAUGAGGCCAAAUCACUGAUUUCUCAGCGAUCGUUCAAUCCCAGAGACGUAUUUAAACAGAGGGAGCAGAGCUUCGAGGCCAGCGACAGAUCGUCUCCUGCUGCAUCCAGACCUGGGAAGCUCCAGAGUCCGUUUCUGUCUCAGAAAUCCUCUGAGAGGGAGAGCCCGGAGCAGCCUCAGUAUACUCCAGCUCCGGCUGUGGUCCCGGCCUCCUCCGUGAACCCCCUGUCUCCUGUCUCACCUGUCUCACCUGUGCUGUCUUACUCACCUGUUGCAGCUGUCUCCCCAGCACCACCAGAGACAGACCAGAGAGCAGGCUCACCUGUUCCAGCUGCAGACACCGUUUACACAGAAGAGGAGGAGUGGUCGGAUGAGUUUGAUGAUGAUGCAUAUGAAGCUCCUCCAGAACAAACUCCCGCUCGGGAUGAACUGUAUGAGCCAGCUGGGACGGAGGAAGACCUGUAUGAGAACGUUUACGAGCACACCUCCACAACUGAAGACCACCAGGAGUCCAGUGGACAGAAUAUCCAGGCCAAAGCUCUGUAUGACUACCAAGCUGAACCAUUAAACUGCUCCAUCCUCAAGCUCCUGUGA